Molecule: messenger RNA, 1599 nt
Organism: Pieris macdunnoughi
Lineage: Eukaryota; Metazoa; Arthropoda; Insecta; Lepidoptera; Pieridae
Source: the annotation of a GenBank genome assembly
AUGAUGGGCGGAAACGUAAUGUGGUUUCGUCAUGGGCUACGGCUUCACGACAACCCGGCUCUGCGUCGAGCCUUGCAAGACCGAAGAACGCCGUUUUUUCCCAUCUUUGUGUUUGAUGGGGAAACUGCUGGUACGAAAGUGGUGGGUUACAACCGUAUGCGGUACUUGCUUGAGGCUUUAGAAGAUCUAGACACCCAGUUCCGUAAGUAUGGCGGGCGACUGCACAUGAUCAAGGGAAAACCAGUUGAUGUGUUUAGACGUCUUUGGGAGGAGUUGGGAAUAAAUAAGCUGUGUUACGAGCAAGAUUGCGAACCGAUAUGGCGUGAGAGAGAUGAAAGUGUACGAGCUACUUGCAAGCAGAUCGGUGUUGAGUGCCACCAUUUUGUGUCGCACACUCUUUGGGACCCUGAUACUGUGAUACGAGUCAAUGGAGGAAUCCCACCCCUGACGUAUCAGAUGUUUUUGCACACGGUAACAAUAAUUGGCGACCCUCCUCGGCCGGUGGAUGACGUGGAUCUCAGAGUGACCAACUUUGGUGUGCUGCCUGACUGCUUUUAUAAGGAAUUUGUAGUUUUUGAGAAGACGCCGAAACCCGAAGAUUUUGGUGUGUUUUUGGAGAAUGACGACAUAAGAAUGAUUCGAUGGGUAGGCGGUGAGCGAGCUGCCUUAGCAAAGAUGCAGCAGAGAUUGGCUGUGGAACAUGAUUCAUUCUGCAAGGGUUCCUAUCUUCCAACUCACGGCAAUCCUGACUUGCUGGGUCCACCGAUAUCACUAAGUCCUGCGCUCCGGUUCGGAUGUCUGUCCGUCAGGAAGUUUUAUUGGUCGCUUCAGGAUUUGUUCCAAAGCGUGCAUCAAGGACGGAUGUCAAGCCAGUUUGUCACAGGUCAGCUGAUUUGGCGGGAGUACUUUUACACAAUGAGUGUAAAUAAUCCGAAAUACGCGCAAAUGGAAGGAAAUUCCAUCUGCCUUAAUAUUCCUUGGAGGGAACCUCAUGGAGAUGAGCUGCAAAGGUGGGAAGAAGGUCGUACAGGUUUCCCAUUCGUGGACGCAGCGAUGCGACAGCUCCGUACUGAGGGCUGGCUGCAUCACGCACUGCGUAAUACGGUGGCCUCGUUCCUCACACGUGGUACUCUUUGGUUAUCUUGGGAACAUGGCUUGAAACAUUUCCUCAAAUAUCUGCUGGAUGCGGACUGGUCAGUGUGCGCUGGUAACUGGAUGUGGGUGUCAUCGAGUGCCUUUGAAGCCUUGUUGGAUUCGGGCGAGUGCGCGUGCCCUGUGAGGCUUGGACAACGGCUGGAACCGAGCGGACAGUACGUGAGGCGAUACAUACCGGAACUGACAAAUAUUCCGGAUAAAUAUAUUUAUGAGCCAUGGAAAGCCCCAAUAGACGUACAGCAGCGUGCGGGAUGUAUAAUAGGUCGGGACUACCCUUCUCCCAUAAUAGAUCAUCUUGAAGCUGCUGAAAGAAACCAAAGUGCUAUGCGGGAAUUGCGCCUUAUGCUUGACAAAGCUCAGCCUCAUUGCUGUCCCUCAUCAGAGGAAGAAAUCAGACAAUUCAUGUGGCUCCAAGAUGUACCGCAGCUCGAUGUCUCCACAUAA